AUCGCAGAUCGAUAUCUCAUCAGAAUCCACUUGGUGCCCAUAUCGCAUGUCAUAAUGUCAAAGUCGGAUUUCCCUCCAGCCUAUGAAGAUGCACUACAUGGCCCCAGGCCCCGGCAUGGGAACUACCCACAGCCCCCACCAGCAUAUGGACCAUACCCUGCUCAGUCCUCAGCACAAUACCCAGGACAAGCAGGGUACCCUCUGGGCUACCCUCCAUCUGGGAUGCCUUAUUCCAUUCCUCUAGGAAUGCCCACCUCCAACACAGUGGAAGACGAUGAAUUUGCAUAUUCUACAGCAUGGGAAAGCAUUUCCAUUCGACAUGCAUUCAUCCGAAAAGUGUACUUAAUAUUGGCUGCUCAGCUCAUCGUCACUGUAUCAAUUGUGGCUGUGUUUACAUUUGUUGAGGAAGUCCGUGCGUUUGUCAUUAGGAACCCAGCCGUGUAUUGGGCAUCUUUCGCUGUUUAUUUUGUCACUUACUGCCUUCUUGUCUGCUGCAAAGGGCCAGGGAGACGCUUUCCUUGGAACUUUGUGCUGCUGGCCAUUUUUACACUGGCCAUGUCCUACAUGACAGGAACAAUAUCAAGCUACUAUGACACAAAAGCAGUGUUUCUGACCAUUGGAAUAACAGCAAUAGUGUGCAUAAUUGUCACCAUCUUCUGCUUUCAAACUAAGGUGGAUUUUACAUCGUGUGGGGGACUUUUCAGUAUUCUUGCCAUCGUAGUCUUGGUUACUGGGAUCAUCACAGCCAUCGUACUAUCCUUUAAAUAUGUCCCAUGGCUUCAUAUGCUCUAUGCUGCAAUUGGAGCUGUCGUUUACACCCUGUUUUUAGCAUACAACACCCAGCUUCUCAUCGGAAACCGCAAACUUUCCAUCAGCCCAGAGGAGUAUGUUUUUGGAGCACUUUCACUUUAUGUUGAUAUUGUCCAGAUCUUCAUUUUCCUCCUGCAACUAGUUGGGGCUUCCACAGAUUAAAGGCAGGAGGAUGACAUACGACCUAGUGUGGAUAGAUCCUACUUAUAUUGUAUUUUUUCACCUCAAACUGUUGCUGCUCAUACAGGACUGUAAAUUAUACUUAUUUUUUUGUCUUUUAAUUCCAUUAACAUAACCCUAUGAGAGUGCUGCAAACUUUCAAUUAAGAUUAUAUAUUUAUAGUAUAUUUACUUAUUAUUCCCAGAAUGGAUGUUGGUUAUGUGAUGAUUUUGUAAGUUAUGAAUGCAAUAUGCAUACAUGAUUGUCUGAAUCGCAUUUGAUUUGACCUACAUAUGUUUAAAAUACAUUUCGUUGCCUUUUUCCUUAAACUGUAAGAAUGUAAAACAUAAUUAAUGCAUUGUCAAAAUGUCUCAAUAAACUGUCUUUGUAUGC
Messenger RNA from Salvelinus namaycush (lake trout), 1362 nucleotides. RefSeq names its product protein lifeguard 3-like. Lineage: Eukaryota; Metazoa; Chordata; Actinopteri; Salmoniformes; Salmonidae. Gene Ontology annotation, biological process: negative regulation of apoptotic signaling pathway. Bases 55 to 972 code for a protein of 305 amino acids. Gene Ontology annotation, cellular component: membrane; endoplasmic reticulum; Golgi apparatus. The transcript is spliced from 12 exons. The record is from RefSeq and is a predicted model, not a curated record.